Pseudophryne corroboree (corroboree frog) is the source of this 4179-nucleotide messenger RNA. RefSeq names its product beta-1,4-galactosyltransferase 5 (gene B4GALT5). Gene Ontology annotation, molecular function: UDP-galactose:glucosylceramide beta-1,4-galactosyltransferase activity. Bases 1537 to 2691 code for a protein of 384 amino acids. Gene Ontology annotation, biological process: carbohydrate metabolic process. The transcript is spliced from 9 exons. The record is from RefSeq and is a predicted model, not a curated record. Lineage: Eukaryota; Metazoa; Chordata; Amphibia; Anura; Myobatrachidae. Gene Ontology annotation, cellular component: Golgi apparatus.
UGCAGACAUCCCCCGCCCGCUGCUGCUGCUGUAUAACACGGGGGAGAUAGAGCCGCCCCCUGCCUCCAACCACACCCGCCAUCGCUAUCUAUCUCCUUCUUGGCACACCCGCUUCUUUGGCCGCACCUCCUGCAUCCCAUCUAUCUCACCCGCCCAGCAGUUCUAUCCUUACCAUAACCAUUCAUGUUCAGCAGCGCUGGCCGGAGCUAGGGGAGCCCCCUGUCUUCCCUCCCCAACACCCACCUUCCCAGGGCACAUCGCAGGGGUCACCACCGUCUCGCAGUCUCUGACAGGCAGUCUGCCGUGAAUCUGCCUCCAUCUGUAUGUUAUCCAGGGAUCUCCCGCUACUCGGUCCUUGUCUCUGUGACAUCUGUGGAACCAUGCCGCAAAUGUGAGGUGCUCCCUGUGAUCGUUCACUCAUUAAUAUCAGACAUCCUCCUAUAUGAUCCCUGCAACUACCCUGCUUCAUAUCAGGCUGUGCAUAUCUGUGAUCUGUACAACUGCCCUCUAAUAACAAGAGCAUCUGAGACCGUGAUCUGUGGAGCUGUACGCCUCCUCAUCAGGAACCCCCUGGAAUUUUUGGAUCUACUCUCCUUCAUACCAAGAGUACCCUGUGAUCUGUGGAACUGCCCUCCAUCAUACCAUAAGUACACUGUGAUCCGUGGAACUGCCCUCCAUCAUACUAGGAGUACCCUGUGAUCUGUGGAACUGCCCUCCAUCAUACUAGGAGUACCCUGUGACCUGUGGAACUGCCCUCCAUCAUACCAUAAGUACCCUGUGACCUGUGGAACUGCCCUCCUUCAUACCAUGAGUACCCUGUGAUCUGUAGAACUGCCUUCCAUCAUACCAUAAGUACCCUGUGAUCUGUGGAACUGCCCUCCAUCAUACCAGGAGUACCCUGUGAUCUGUGGAACUGCUCUUCAUCAUACCAGGAGUACCCUGUGAUCUGUGGAACUGCUCUUCAUCAUACCAGGAGUACCCUGUGACCUGUGGAACUGCCCUCCUUCAUACCAGGAGUACCCUGUGAUUGUGGAACUGCCCUCCAUCAUACCAGGAGUACCCUGUGAUUGUGGAACUGCCCUCCAUACCAGGAGUACCCUGUGAUCUAUGGAACUGCCCUCCAUCAUACCAGGAGUACCCUGUGAUCUGUGGAACUGCCCUCCAUCAUAUCAGGAGUACCCUGUGAUCUGCGGAACUGCCCUCCAUCAUACCAGGAGUACCCUGUGAUCUGCGGAACUGCCCUCCAUCAUACCAGGAGUACCCUGUGAUCUGUGGAACUGCCCUCCAUCAUACCAGGAGUACCCUGUAAUCUGUGGAAUUACCCUCCUUCAUAUCAGGAUCCUCCUGUAAAUUGUGGCAUCACCUUCCUUUCCUUUCGGGAACCUCUGCUGGAUCCCCCUGUGAUCUGUGGAGCCAGCCUACUUCAUAUAAGGAACCCCCGUGAUCUCCCCCGAUAUGUGGCUGUGACUUGCUAGGCUUUCCAGGAACUGCACGUUUCUCCUUUACAUACCGCAUAUAUAAAUCCUCUUCCCUGCCAUGAGGAAGCACCUCCUGAUACCAAACCGUUCCCUGCUGGCCGUCCUCUUUCUCUUCUCAUUGUCUUCUUCCUUCCUUUAUUUCAUCUACGCUGCUCCAGGCAUAGUAAACACUUACCUCUUUAAGAUGCAAGCUCAUGGUAUCCUCAUCCGGAAGAAUAUGCGGUCAAUAGGAGCACAAGUAUAUGAACAAGUGGUGCGUGGAGCAUAUGCACGGAGAAAUAGCAGUAUUAAUGACACAGAAUAUCCUGUUUAUUUUAACCAUAAUGAGUCUUAUCUUCAAACAACCACUUUCCUUCCUGAAGACUUCACCUAUCUUCCCCACCUCCAGUGCCCAGAACGUCUACCCUCUAUGAAAGGCCCUAUAGAUGUGAACACGAGUGAAGUGCGAAUGAGUGAUGUCCACCAGCUGUUUGCUAAAGACGCCAUCAGAAUGGGAGGUCACUGGAAGCCAACUGAUUGCAUUCCACGGUGGAAGGUGGCUAUUCUCAUCCCAUUCCGGAAUCGACACGAGCAUCUCCCUCUUUUGUUCAAGCACCUCAUCCCAAUGCUCCAGAGACAGCGCCUGCAGUUUGCGUUCUACGUUAUUGAACAGGCAGGGAGUCAGCCAUUUAAUCGAGCAAUGCUCUUUAAUGUCGGCUUUAUGGAAGCAAUGAAGGACCUGGAUUGGGACUGUUUGAUAUUUCACGACAUUGAUCACAUUCCCGAGAAUGACCGUAACUAUUAUGGCUGUCAGAAUAUGCCACGGCAUUUUGCUGUCAAGCUGGACAAAUACAUGUACCUGCUGCCAUACAAAGAGUUUUUUGGAGGAGUCAGUGGCCUAACAGUGGAACAGUUUCAUAAAAUUAAUGGAUUCCCCAAUGCAUUCUGGGGUUGGGGUGGCGAAGAUGAUGAUCUCUGGAAUAGGGUGCAGUACGCAGGGUACAAUGUAACGCGGCCAGAAGGAGAUAUUGGAAAAUAUAAGUCUAUUCCACACCAUCAUCGAGGGGAAGCCCAGUUUCUUGGCCGCUAUGUGUUGCUCAGAAGAUCAAAAGAGCGUCAAAACAUAGAUGGGCUAAAUAACCUGAACUACUCACCGAAUAUCACAUAUGAUGCAUUGUAUAAAAACAUCACUGUAGAUCUGACUCCCGAGCUGGCUCUGGUGAGUGAUUAUUAAGUGCAGUAGAGAUCUUGCUGCCCUUGUAUCUAUCAAGCCAAGAGAGCAAAUCCACAGGAUAUUCACAUCAAUCCAGAACAGUAGAAAAAAGGUCUUUGGAUCUGUUACUAUGUUGAGGCCUGGCACGGUGAAGAUUUUAGUACAUUCCUUGCUGCUUUCACUCCACCGCCAUUGACACAACAUUUAAUGACGAUCUGCGAGACCCACAAGGCAGCUGUCUCUUAUCGAGAUCAAAGACUUUUCUUGAACUUUUAUUUUCUGCUUGAAGUAUAAAGAUAUAUAUAUAUAUAUAUAUCAAGACAAAAGGGGGGGUAACCCUUAGCGCUGUGUGUAUAUAGAACGAGCUGCACACCAGAGGGAUAUAAUAUGCACAGAUAUUUAUCACUUCUUAAAGAAGUGCUGGUGUAAAUAAUCUUCAUUUCCUGUUUACUUUCCCAGUUAUGAAAUACUGGGUCCAGAUUUGUAUGUUACUCAUGUACUCAGAUGCCCGGGGACAGAAGACAGUAUUGUGUGCAAUUAUUUCCAACUUCUAAUGUGCGUCCCUUUAAAUGUAUUCUCUCUCUCUACAAAAUCAUCUAGCAGGGACUGAAAGAAUACAAUCUUAAUCCCACACAUGGAGCCGGAUGUAAUGCAGGGCAAGACGGCCGCAGCUUCGAGAUUCUGACCAAACUUGUACGUUUUUUUAAAGCGGCAAUCCUUUACAAGGCAAAACCAACCAUGGAGCAGUAAUAGAUGUGUCCUCAUGCAUAUUGCCUCAAUACGCCAAGCAGCAGGAGAUGCCUGGCGUGAGUGAGUUUACAGGUCCUGUACAACGUCGGGCGUCUUUUUUUGCCAGAAAUGCAUGUUAUUCGCAUUGCGAAAUGCUACGUUAUAGUGUUUUCUAGGGAAAAACUGUAGCCAAGCAUUUCGUAUGCAGAUACAGCUAGACUCGCACACAGAAUAUAGGCAUGCCACAUAUCAUUUUAAUCCGCAAAAGCGGCUUGUGCUUCCCAUUCGCAUAAUUUAGCAAAUUUUUGGAAAAAGCUGCAGGAAAAGACACUCGACGCCACCAAGUCACUCCACUGCAUGACGUGACUAGAGGGGUUGUUUAACGUGCAGGGAGGUUAGAUGUAAGUGGACACAUCUGUAUCUGUCCUGACAAUAUACAAUUGUUAUUGGAAAAUAUUAACGCUAAAGAUACAUGGGAUCCAAUAAUUGUUUAUUAAAAGUGGGUAAAGAAGCCUUUUUUACAUUCUGUAUGUGUAAAAUGCAUUUGUACUAUGCUACAGUUAUGUCAGAAGAGAAGAGGCCCUGGUUGACCAUUCCUGCAGUUAGUUCCCUGUGUUGCCUUUUCAGGGAAAGAAAAUGAAGCCAAUUUAGUUUUUUGGUUAACAAUAUAAUAUUUAUAAGUCCUGUACUGUGACAUGGGGGUAAAUGUACUAAGAUGGGAGUUCUAUUUAAUAUGGGAUGUUGCCCAUAGCAACCAAUCAGAUUCUAUUUCUCAUUUAU